AUGGAUGAUGGCGCGCUCGCUCGGACGCUCCUCGACACGCUCUCGCCCGACGCGCCCACGCGCGCGCGCGCGACGGCGACGCUGGAGUCCCAGAGUCACGUCCAUGGGUACGCCCUGGCGCUCGCGCGCGCGGCGCUGGAUGGUGAGGCGACGGAGACGCACGGAAGACAAUUGGCGGCGGUGCUGUUGAAGCGACACGUUCGCGAACGGUGGACUUCGGACGACGGCGCGCCCGGGGCGAUGGGCGCGAGCGAGCGAGAGGAGGUGAAGCGGAUGCUCCCGAUGGGGUUGAGUGAUCCGUCGAGUAAGAUGCGAAGCGCGUUCGCGGCGGCGAUCGCGCAGGUGUGCGCGAACGAGGGCGGGGCGUGGGAGGCGCUGGCGGAGCGGCUGGUGGAGGGCGUCCGCUCGAAGCGGUCGAAGGAGGAGGUGUUGGGGUGCUUGAAGUGUUAUGAGUACAUCGGGGGGGAGAUCGAUGCGAAGGACGUGGCGAUGUUUGGACCGAGGCUGUUUCCGGAGUUGCUCGCGUUGGCGCGAGACGCGGAGGAUCGAGCGGUGAGGAGACGGGCGAGCGGCGCGUUUACGUCGACGCUGCACAUGCUCACGUCUCUGAGCGGUGAGGAGCAACGCGCGAUGAGAGACAUGAUGGUCCCUUACCUACCGGUGUGGCUCGAGACGGUGAGUUUGGAGCUCGAAAGCGUGCCGAAUCCGAACGCGUUCGACGAAUGUGCCUCGACGCUCGAGGCGCUCAAAGGACUUUCGCUCGCGGUGCAGUACUUCACCAAGUCCGCGGGCGAGACGCUCAUGCCCGCGCUCUCGCGAGGGGCGAUGAUGUUUCACACGAUCGCACCGAUUUGGGCGGCGUACUCGGAGGAGCAGGAGCACGUCGAUUUAGGAAACGAGAGCGACGGCGACACGGUGAGUUUCGACGCCGUCAUCACCGAGCUUCUCGAGCUCGUGAUUCAAAUAGCAGAGCAGCCGAAAUUGAAUAAGCUCCUCGAGGCGAAUUUAUUGGACACGAUUUAUAUCACGAUAGGAUACAUGACGAUGUCGACGCAGCAGGAGGCAGAGUGGACGGACGAUCCCAAUCAAUUCAUCGCCGACGAGGAGGAAGAUUUUUCAAACGUGCGCGCGGCAUGUGGGCUCAUGCUGGAUUCGCUGAGCAAUCGUUUCGGACCAAAGUGCGUCGGUGCGCUCGCGAGCGCGGCGGAGAAACGCAUGGUUGAGUCGAUAUCGGCACGACAGUCCGGUGACGCGAAGUGGUGGCGCGCCAGGGAGGCGACACUGCUCGCCGUGGGGACGCUGAACGAUGCCAUUGUGGCGUCGGCUCAGAAGGCGCGAGAGACGGGUAAGCCCGCACCUUUGGACGUCGCCGCGUUCGUCAAGGCGGUCAUCGACACCGACUUUCACGAGAGCACCGCGUUGAGUGCGCCGUUCUUAAGAGGUCGAGCACUUUGGAUGUGCGCGCGUCUGUCGAGCGCGGUGCCGCCUGCGAUGGCGGAGACGGUGCUCUCGUGCUCUGUGAGCUCCAUGGCGCCGGAUUUGCCGCCGCCGCUGCGCAUCGGCGCGUGUCGCGCCAUGGCGGAGUUCUUACCGUUGGCGAAGCGCGAGGUGAUGGCUCCGUACGUGGGGGAGAUUUAUAAAGGCUUAGGCGGUUUGCUCGUUGAGGCGGGCGAGGAGACGAUUCAUCUCAUUCUCGAAGCCAUGCACGUUCUCAUCAAAGCGGAUGCGGAGGCGGCGGCAGCGUGGUUGGGCGCGCUCACGCCAGCCGUGGUGAAGAUUUGGGGCGAGUACGUCAGAGAUCCGCUGAUAAGCGCUGACGCAUGUGAAGUCUUCGAAGCGCUCGCGGCAAUUCCCGCGUGCCAGCCGCAGUUACACGCCACUCUGGUGCCGACGCUGUCCCACAUCCUCGCGUCGCCGAGCGAGCAACCAGACAUGCUCGUUGAGGCCACUCUGGAUUUGUUGACGAUCAUUCUUCGUCCGGCGGGAUUGGCGGAGGCAAAGGCAACGCAUAACGCGUGCUUCAAGUACGUGUGCGGACUCAUCAUGCACAGUGAUGACGCGGGCGUGAUGCAAGGCGCCGCGGAGACUUUGCGCGCGUUCCUGCGCGCUGGCAAAGAAUCCAUGCUCGAGUGGGGCACUGGGAACGAAAACGUCGGCGGUGGUGACGUCUUGCGCGCCAUGUUCGAAGCCGCAUCCAGGCUGUUAGACCCCACCCUCGAAGAUAGCGCGAGCUUGACCGCCGCGCCGCUCAUGUGCCAAAUGCUCCGACGACUUCCCACAAAGGUUGGUCCAGUUCUUCGCGACAUCACCGCCGCCGUCGUAGCACGUCUGCGUUCGUCUAAGCAACCGAACCUUUCGGCGUCACUUUUGACCGUCUUCGCUCGCAUCGCGCACUUCGACGCCAACGCCUUCAUCGAGCUCCUCAGCUCGCUUCCGAGCGGCGGUGAGGAGCCGAACGCGUUCGAUUUUGUCAUGCGACAGUGGGUGGAGAAUCAGGGCAUGGUGUACGGCUCGUUUGAUAUAAAGCUCACGACGAGCGCAUUGGGGAUCAUCCUGAGCACGCAACACGCCGCGCUGAGCGCCGUCAUCGUCAAGGGUCAGAUUGUGGAGCACCCUUCGGAGAGUGGUCGCAUCCGAACUCGACAGCGCGCGCGAGACGUCGGUCCGGAGGAGUGGACGCGUGUGCCCCUCUCCUCAAAAAUCGUCGAAGUCUUGGCCGAUGCCCUCAUUGAGCUCGAGGAAUCAGCGAAUGAAGACCUCGGUUUCGAAGACGAAGAGUGGGAGGAAGACGACGACGCCUUCGACGCCUUCGACGACGCUGGUGAAUUCGCCCGCGACGAGGGCUUCACCUCGGGCGACCUCUUCGAGCGCCUACUCAUGGCGAAGGGUCUCGCAAACUUCGAUCCCGACGACGACGACGAGGCGGAGGAUCCGGUGAACGAUAUCGACCUCCGCGCCUUUAUACUGGACGGAUUGCGCUCGCUACACGCAUCUGGGGCGCUCGUACCGCUCGCUCAAAACGUCGGCGCAAGGCAACAGCGCGCGAUGCACGAAGCGCUAUCCAAGUAA
This is a messenger RNA of Ostreococcus tauri, 3069 nucleotides long. Its product is annotated as Armadillo-type fold. Gene Ontology annotation, cellular component: nuclear envelope; cytosol. Bases 1 to 3069 code for a protein of 1022 amino acids. The record is from RefSeq and is a predicted model, not a curated record. Gene Ontology annotation, biological process: protein import into nucleus. The transcript has a single exon. Lineage: Eukaryota; Viridiplantae; Chlorophyta; Mamiellophyceae; Mamiellales; Bathycoccaceae. Gene Ontology annotation, molecular function: small GTPase binding.